GUACGCAUGAGUGUGUUUUCCCCUCAUCUCCUCUCCUCUCCAGCUCUCCGCUACAGGAAGUACAGUUCACUAGAGGCUAGACAGUCAGCUACAGCUACAGCUACAGCUACAGCUAGUCGAUCGAUCUGUUGAGGAGGCAGGCCGCCAUGGCGAUGCCGCUGCUGAAGGUGUACGCCGACCGCCUCUCGCAGCCGUCCCGCGCCCUCAUCAUCUUCUGCAGGGUGAAUCGGAUCGACUUCGAGGAGGUGACCGUCGAUCUCCUCAAGGCCCAACACCUCAACUCCGAGUUCAAGAAAAUCAACCCAAUGGGACAGGUUCCAGCGAUCGUCGAUGGAAGGUUCAAACUCUUUGAAAGCCAUGCCAUUUUGAGGUAUCUUGCCACGGUCUUCCCUGGGGUUCCAGACCACUGGUGCGCUACUUCUUAGCCUUCCUUUGCAACUUCCUACUAUAUGUGACUGACAAGUACUUCUUUUCAUUCCAACAAUUUGGGUUCCCUCUUCAGUCUGCACUCAUUGCCCUUGAACUAAGCUUCUAUCCACAUGUUUCCAUAACAUAAACUAUGCAGCCACCAUCAGCAUAAUUAAAAUAAGCUUGCAAUCCCGAACCUUUGUAAUCAGUUUCUCUGACUAAACCUGUGCAAUACUGGUCAAUAUAGCAGCUUAGACUGGGGAUAGGGAGUGAUUCAAACAGUUUUGAAUACAUGAGGGGAAUUCGCCAAAAAAGAAAAGAUGACCGCUAGCUGGUUCGUACUUUCAGCGGUCAAGUGAGCUGAACUCAGUUAUUGGGUGGGUUAUGUGGACUUGCCUAACUUCGGAGUUGACGAGUUUUUGAGAUGGUUCUCCAUGCUAUCUUUGUAUUGUGCAUGGAAUGAUCAGUUUUGAGUUGAUGACUUGUCUACAAAUGAAAUGUACAGAUAUAUCAUCCUGUAUCCAUAUAAAUUUGACUUACUCCGGUCAGCUCUUAGCUCAUAAGUUCUGUUACUGGUUUCCCAUCUUGGACUGGAUAUAUGAAUGUUAUAGCCCAUGGAGUUUUCUGACAUACAGAUUGACUGACCAACACUUGACCAGAGUUCAGAUUCCUCUGUUGGUUUUCAUAUAUUGUGUUCUGGUUAGGAUUUAUCACCCAUAGUUAAAAUACGCCCACCUUUUUCAGUUAUUUCUGAGCAGAUGACUUUUGGAGCAGGUCUGUUUCCACAGUAAUUGACUUCUUUUAUUGAACCUCUAGAGCCCAAUGGGUCA
Molecule: messenger RNA, 1238 nt
Organism: Lolium rigidum
Lineage: Eukaryota; Viridiplantae; Streptophyta; Magnoliopsida; Poales; Poaceae
Product: glutathione S-transferase T1-like
Exons: 4
Coding region: 147-425 (92 amino acids)
Source: RefSeq, a predicted model, not a curated record